This is a messenger RNA of Dibothriocephalus latus, 1047 nucleotides long. NCBI's taxonomy places the organism in Eukaryota, Metazoa, Platyhelminthes, Cestoda, Diphyllobothriidea, Diphyllobothriidae. The record is from the annotation of a GenBank genome assembly.
AUGCUUCACAGCAUUUUUAGAUCCUUCCUCAGCUUCCGUUUGAGAACUGACUGUCAGAGCCUUGAACUGUUUAUGCAUCCCUACGAUGUUUCCUUGGGUGUUCGGAAUAAUGAGGGAAGCAGUGCUGAAGACAUGGCAGCUUGCUGCGGAUACUAUGAACUAGCAGAAUUAGUACGCUAUUAUAAACACAGGCAUCAGGCUGGAAAAAAUGUGCCUUCAGAACGAUCUUCAAGGAUCUUCGAACUGCGGAACCUCCUUCUGGGACCUCCGGGCCGUCGAAGGGCACUGCUUACCUUCAUGCUCUUUGUUUCUUUCGGUUGGAUGUAUCCCUACUUAUGGUUUCGGCCAAAGUUGCAACUGUCUGUACCUGGUUUUGGGCCGAAUUUUGCCCUGAAAUCCGAUAACAUAAUCCUCUUUGACUUCUACUACUUGACCAGCACAGAAUGGUACCAGCUUCCGUGUCAUUUAGUUGGCCUGAUAAACAACUGCAUUCCCGUGUUUAUUCCUCCCUUCUUCUGGUCUCUCUCUGCUGGCCCUGACAGCCUGGCGUCUGCUGCAAAGAUUCUUUUAGAGAGCCGAGAACUUGCCGCUACAUCUUUUCCGUGGGUAGAAGACGCGGACGGCAGGCCACAGUUGUGUCCCUUUGGACUGCGUGCCUUCAAGAAGCGGGCGCGCACCCUGAAGCAGAAGGCUCAAAGACUCUGCCACACCUGCGGAUGUGUGAAGCCACUGCGGGCUAAGCACUGCGGCCAGUGUAACCGAUGCGUGGAUGUCAUGGAUCAUCACUGUCCGGUGACGAACAAUUGUGUGGGCAAGAAUAAUCGUAAAGGACAGGACACGGUCAAACCGAAGUCAGGAUUUGCAAACGAAGACGGCCCUGUGACGAAACCACCGGAAGAGGAGGCAGGAUUACCAGCAUCCUCUACCGUGGGGACGAAACAGAACACCAACUGCCGUCACGCCAAGCUAAAAUCCACACGCAGGGCCAAACAGCGAACGGAGAAAAAUCGGUCAGCCCAAGGCCAACACGUGCAGCCGCAACUUUAA